CGAAGGAAAAAUUCGAAAAGUCCGUUACACCGAAAAAAGAAAUUCGGACCGUGCCUUCGAGCUCUCAAAUUUCGGGAAAAACUGUCAACGAAAGGACGAAAGUUCGCCGCAAUCGUCGAUCGAAAGCAGCGCUACCGUUCUCGCUUCAAUUGCCGAUUCGACGCCCCAGAAAUCUACCGAAACAGCUGGAAAAAUUUCCGUCCCGGAAAGCGUCGAUGAAGCACCCCGAAAAAGUGACGAUGGUAAGAAAACCAAGAUUAGUGACAUCGCCGAUAACGCCAACACGCCGAUGGAAUCUACGCCACCACCCGGACAACAGCAAAACGAACAAUUUUCUCUGAUGGAAGGUAUCAGAAGUGUGAAAAAAAUGAAAGACAUUGAGGAAAAUACUUCGUCGAUGGAGUUGACACCGCCAAUAAACACGACAAUUCACCAACGAAAUGAAUCCGAACGGUUCCCAAACACCCGAGCGAGUGUGGCCGUCCCCAGAGAAGCUGCCUCGAUUUUGAGGGCGUUGCCAAAUUUCGCCGAGCCAGCUUUCGUUCUCGCCACGCACUUGGUGCCAUCGCUGCCGAUUCCUCUCUUCGAAAUUCUCGCUGAAAUUCUCGAAACCAUAACCGGUCGGCCGGUCGUUCUUCUCCACGAAUCUCGCCCCGAGAGGCCCGUGGCUCAAAACAUCGUCGACAUGGCGGUUCUGCCGGUUGGCGGCGGCUGGGACGAAGGCUCUCUGCUCCCGGUGAGUUUCGUUUUCGAGCAUCGUUUGAAAACUACUAGGAAUCCUGACGUCUACGUCGACGUCGUGGUGGCCAAGGACUGCGUCCGAAAUAUCGAGGGAAUCUUGGAUUUGCGGGGCUACAGAUGCUCCUUGCCGGAUCGGAGCAAGGGCCUGGGUGCGACGGCCCUAUUAUUUCGGCACUUGAACAGCAAAGGCGAAAAUCCUUCUUUCUUCGGCGACACUUCCGAUUCCGGCUCACAAUUGUCGACGCUCCAAAUGGUGGCUGGAAAACAAACGGAAAUCGGAGUACUGGAGUCGCCGGUUUUUCUCUGCCACAAAAACACCUUGCACGGCAUCGAUUCGGUUUGCGUUUUGGAGAGCCUCGGACCUCUGCCGCCGUAUCGUAUAAUGCUCAAUAAAAAGACACUCGCCCCGAUUCGUGAUAAAAUCAUCAAGGGUUUGCUGAGCGUCGCCUGUGACGAUCUUUGGAUGGGGAAACUCGGUAAAUUCGGUGUCUCAGGCUUUGCCGAGUACAACGUUGAACGUUACGACCUCGAGGAUCUCAAGUGUGUCGUGAAGAGUGUGCCUUACUACUGAAAAACUUGGCCGAGUUGCGAGAUCAGAAUUUUCAUUCGCUAUUACAUUCCACACCUUUUAUCAAUCGAAUUUCAAUAAAUUUUUCAACAAUUA
This is a messenger RNA of Venturia canescens, 1405 nucleotides long. RefSeq lists its product as uncharacterized. Bases 290 to 1312 code for a protein of 340 amino acids. NCBI's taxonomy places the organism in Eukaryota, Metazoa, Arthropoda, Insecta, Hymenoptera, Ichneumonidae. The transcript is spliced from 6 exons. The record is from RefSeq and is a predicted model, not a curated record.